Messenger RNA from Neltuma alba, 727 nucleotides. Its product is annotated as thioredoxin-like protein YLS8. The coding region runs from base 229 to 537 and encodes 102 amino acids. The transcript is spliced from 3 exons. Gene Ontology annotation, biological process: mRNA splicing, via spliceosome. Gene Ontology annotation, cellular component: spliceosomal complex; U5 snRNP; U4/U6 x U5 tri-snRNP complex. Lineage: Eukaryota; Viridiplantae; Streptophyta; Magnoliopsida; Fabales; Fabaceae. The record is from RefSeq and is a predicted model, not a curated record.
GGAGAGACAGAGAGAAUGUCGUACCUGUUGCCGCACCUUCACUCUGGGUGGGCCGUUGAUCAGGCUAUUCUCGCCGAGGAAGAACGGGUCGUCGUUAUCCGCUUCGGCCAUGAUUGGGACGAGACUUGUAUGCAGGAUGACAAUUGACGAAGGAAGCUAUAAUCUGAAAUAAGGUAGACACAGAGCCUACCUUUGAUUCCUCUGAAAUAAGCUGUAACCUGAAAUAAGAUGGAUGAGGUACUAGCGUCAGUUGCCGAGACGAUUAAAAAUUUUGCAGUAAUUUACCUGGUGGAUAUCUCGGAGGUUCCUGAUUUCAACACAAUGUAUGAGCUCUAUGACCCAUGCACUGUGAUGUUCUUCUUCAGGAACAAGCACAUCAUGAUAGACCUUGGAACUGGGAACAACAACAAGAUUAAUUGGGCUCUCAAGGACAAGCAAGAGUUCAUUGAUAUUGUUGAGACAGUCUAUAGGGGUGCCAGAAAGGGACGUGGUCUGGUAAUAUCUCCUAAAGAUUACUCCACCAAGUAUCGCUAUUGAGUUAGGAUUCAAGUUAUUGAUUUGGAUUCUAGGGAACUACUAAAACAUUUGAGUGAUAAUAACCACUGUAAAAAUGAGCCUUUAUCUUGUGUUUCCAUUUCAGUAGCUGCUGAGUUGGUGAUUGUGAUUUGAAUUACUUAGAACAUUCUUCACUACAAUAUUAUAUUAGCCCUGGCUAGUUUCCUUUCUA